Messenger RNA from Homarus americanus (American lobster), 921 nucleotides. RefSeq lists its product as uncharacterized. Bases 1 to 921 code for a protein of 306 amino acids. The transcript is spliced from 2 exons. Lineage: Eukaryota; Metazoa; Arthropoda; Malacostraca; Decapoda; Nephropidae. The record is from RefSeq and is a predicted model, not a curated record.
AUGGGUGGAUCGGGGUGGGGACGGUGGCAGCACGGAGGUCAGGGUGUGGACGGUGGCACGGAGGUCAGGUGGACUGCACGGAGGUCAGGUGUGGACGGCCGGAGGGUCAGGAGUGGGGACAGUGGCAGCACGGAGGUCAGGGUGUGGACAGUGGCAACGGAGGUCAGGGUGUGGACGGUGGCAGUACGGAGGUCAGGGUGUGGGCGGUGGCAGCACGGAGGUCAGGGUGUGGACAGUGGCAGCCGGAGGGUCAGGGUGUGGACAGUGGCAGCACGGAGGUCAGGGUGUGGUGUGGCAGCACGGAGGGUCAGGGGUGUGGACAGUGGCAGCACGGAGGUCAGGGGUGUGGACGGUGGCAGCACCGGAGGUCAGGGUGUGGACGGUGGCACGGAGGGUCAGGGUGUGGACGGUGGCAGCAUGGAAGGUCAGGGUGUGGACGGUGGCAGCACCGGAGGGUCAGGUGUGGACGGUGGCACGGAGGGUCAGGGUGUGGACGGUGGCAGCACGGAGGGUCAGGGUGUGGACGGUGGCAGCACGGAGGGUCAGUGGGGACGGUGGCAGCACGGAGGUCAGGGUGGGACAGUGGCAGCAUGGAGGUCAGGGGUGUGGACAGUGGCAGCACGGAGGGUCAAGGUGGACGGUGGCAGACACGGAGGGUCAGGGUGUGGACGGUGGCAGCACGGGGGGUCAGGGUGUGGACGGUGGCAGCACGGAGGACAGCAUACGGGUAAGGAAGAACUCCUCAAAGCUAGCACCUCUGCUCCGGGUGGCACGUUUGCUCAUUGUGGUCAGCCUGGCGGCGGUGCCUUUGAUCAACCUGACACGUCUUCACCUUGCCGGGGCCAUACUGAGCGCCGCGGCGAUGGCAACUGUCCUAUUCGCAGCGUUUUGGCAGAACUUGAUGCCAUUCUGGUGAUUUAG